This is a messenger RNA of Sphaeramia orbicularis (orbiculate cardinalfish), 7300 nucleotides long. RefSeq names its product von Willebrand factor A domain containing 8 (gene vwa8). NCBI's taxonomy places the organism in Eukaryota, Metazoa, Chordata, Actinopteri, Kurtiformes, Apogonidae. The record is from RefSeq and is a predicted model, not a curated record. The coding region runs from base 138 to 5849 and encodes 1903 amino acids. Gene Ontology annotation, molecular function: ATP hydrolysis activity; ATP binding. The transcript has 45 exons. Gene Ontology annotation, cellular component: cytoplasm.
UGUCCGUCUCUUAUUACAGUCCCACUCUGACAAGAUGAGCUGACAUGUUAUGAAAUUACACCGACCCAACUUGAACCAUAUCGUGAUAAGUGUCUUAUCUUACACUGUGGCUUGGAUGACUGCGGCUUAUAUUAAGUAUGCACUCCCAAAUAUUAUGCAGCGGUACAGCUGCGGCUGUCGCUGUGCGGAGAAUGCGGAAUAUUUUGGGCUCUGUCGUGGGACGAGACAGCUGGAUGUGGAGAACCUGUGAGGUCAAACUUCUCAACACAUCGUCAGGUGACACAGUGAAAAUAGGAGACAUCACUUACAAAAUCAAAACACCAAGGAAUCCAGAGCUUGUUCCUGUCAAACACAUUUCAGACUCCCUUCCUCAGGCUGUGGCCCAGCAUUUACGAUGGAUUAUGCAGAAAGACCUGUUGGGCCAGGAUGUGUUUCUCAUUGGCCCCCCUGGACCCCUGAGAAGGUCCAUAGCAAUGCAGUACCUAGAGUUGACCAAACGUGAAGUAGAGUAUGUGGCCUUGUCCCGGGACACCACAGAGACUGACCUUAAACAGAGGAGAGAGAUCCGCUCAGGGACGGCCUUCUACAUAGACCAGUGUGCUGUAAGAGCAGCAACACAAGGGCGUGUCCUGGUCCUGGAGGGGCUGGAGAAGGCAGAAAGAAAUGUCCUACCUGUUCUCAACAACCUCCUGGAGAACAGAGAGAUGCAGCUGGAGGACGGGCGCUUCCUUAUGUCAUCUGAGCGUUAUGACAAGCUGCUGCAGGAGCACACCAAGGAGGAGUUGGAUACCUGGAAGAUUGUCCGUGUAAGUGAGGACUUUCGGGUUAUAGCUCUUGGUCUACCUGUGCCCAAGUACAAGGGCAACCCUUUGGAUCCUCCUCUUCGUUCUCGCUUCCAGGCCAGAGACAUCUAUUACCUACCAUUCAAGGAUCAGUUGGAAUUGUUGUACACAGCAGGACCAAACAUUGCUGCAGAAAGGGUGUCCCAGCUGCUGUCAUUAGCCACUACGCUGUGCUCCCAGGAAUCAUCCACCCUGGGCCUUCCUGACUUCCCUGUGGAUAACCUGCUUCCUGCUCUCCAUGUGCUGAAUGUUUUUCCCAUGCUGUCGUCACAGCAGCUUGUGCAGAGACUGUACCCCUAUACCAGCAUACUGGGCAAGGAUGGGCGUACUGCUGUGGAGGGUGUCCUCAGUAGAUUUGAGCUUUUUGAUGCUCGUCGUCAGCCAGCACCUAGUGCAGUUCUGAGUGUGUCCACUACAAAGGACGCUGGGGGUCAUGCAAAUGUCACAUUAGGUAUUGCAGACAAAGAGGUCACCUUUCAGGUUCCAUCAGGCACCAAUGAGCCACGUCCACCCAACAGUAGCUCCAACUUCAUCAAUACGCCAAGCCACUCCCAGCUGAUUGCUGAAAUGAUGCAAUCACACAUGGUUAAGGACAUGUGCCUGAUAGGAGCCAAGGGUUGUGGCAAGUCAGUGAUUGCAAGAGAAUUUGCUGAGAUACUGGGCUACAGCAUAGAACCAGUCAUGCUCUACCAGGACAUGACUGCUCGGGACCUUCUCCAGCAGAGAUACACUCUCCCUAAUGGAGACACUUCAUGGAGGCCUUCUCCACUCGUCACUGCUGCCAUUGAGGGCAAGUUACUGCUGCUGGAUGGUAUUCACCGAGUCAAUUUGGGAACCCUGGCUGUACUGUCCAGGUUGCUUCAUGACAGGGAGUUGGAUCUGUACGACGGGUCCAGGCUGCUGAGGUGGGACAGAUACCAGACUCUAAAAGAAGAACAGCAGUUGAGUGACCAGCAGCUCCAGGAGAGGUCAAUCUUCCCCAUUCACCCAUCAUUCAGGGUGCUGGCCUUGGCAGAGCCCCCUGUUGUUGGUGCUAAUACAAGUGCUACGAACAGCAAAGGUCAACAGUGGUUAGGCCCAGAGCUGCUCACCAUGUUCCUCUACCACACUGUCACUCCACUGAGCAAAGCAGAGGAGAUGGGCCUCAUAGAUGGACUGACUCCCAAUGUUCCAAAGGAAGCAGCAGAGCAGCUAUUGCACCUCACUCACAGCCUCCGCAAGACAAACGACCCUACGGCACAGUCUCUGGCCUCAUCUCUGUCCACCAGACAGCUGUUGAGGAUCUGUCGUCGUCUUUCUCAGUAUCCUGAGGAGAGCAUUGCUCGCGCUGUCAACAAGGCUUGUCUCUCUAGAUUCCUGCCCAGUCUGGCUCGUUCAUCUCUGGAGAAAAGCCUCUCCAAUUCUUCCAUAGUGGACACAGCAGAUCCUGCUGAACACACUCGAGAUUACAGCUCUAAGGUAAAGGAUGGUGUGCUGACCAUUGGCAGUGUGUCAGCUCCUGUCUACAACCCCAGUGAGAAAAUGAAGAUUCCAGAUGUGCUCUUCUAUGAUAAUCCACAGCAUAUGAUGGUGAUGGAGGACAUGCUGAAAGACUUCCUUUUAGGAGAGCACCUCCUCUUGGUGGGCAACCAGGGUGUGGGCAAGAAUAAAAUAGUGGACCGGUUCCUGCACCUACUGAACCGCCCCAGAGAGUACCUACAGCUCCACAGGGAUACAACUGUCCAGACCCUCACCCUACAGCCUUCAGUCAGAGAUGGUAUUAUCACAUAUGAAGACUCACCUCUGGUAAAAGCAGUAAAGAUGGGUCACAUUUUAGUGAUCGAUGAGGCAGACAAAGCUCCCACUAAUGUCACCUGUAUCCUAAAAACCCUGGUAGAAAGUGGUGAAAUGAUUCUGGCUGACGGUCGUAGAAUCAUCUCAGAUCCACGUGAAGCCAGAGGGAGACCCAACACCAUACUCAUGCACCCAGACUUCAGAAUGCUUGUACUUGCUAACCGACCUGGUUUUCCUUUCCUGGGAAAUGACUUCUUUGGAGCUCUCGGCGAUAUCUUCAGCUGCCAUGCUGUGGACAAUCCAAAGCCCCAGGCAGAGCUGGCAAUGCUGAAACAGUACGGUCCAGAUGUUCCUGAUGCUACUCUGCAGAAGCUUGUAGCAGCCUUUGGAGAACUGAGAUCAAUGGCUGAUCAGGGCACCAUUACGUACCCCUACUCAACCCGCGAGGUUGUCAACAUUGUUAAACACCUUCAGAAAUUCCCAGAGGAGGGUUUGGCCAACGUGGUGCGAAAUGUCUUUGACUUUGACUCCUACAAUAAAGACAUGCGGGAGGUUCUGAUUGAAGCGUUGCACAAACACGGGAUUCCCAUCGGAGCCAAACCUAACGCUGUCAAACUGGCUAAGGAGUUGCCCUUGCCUGAGGUAAAGAUGACAGGGUACUGGACCAUAAACCAAGGUGGCAAUGCACGACGCAAACUGCUCUGUCCUACUGAGACACACCCCAUAGACAUCAAGGGUCCUGUGUUUCUGCGUGUUCAAGGUUACCCCUGCAACAGACAGGAAAGCAGGGCUUUGAGUUUUAGCGAAGAGAAAGCCCACUGGCAAAUUCCCAUGAAUGAAGUCAACAUCAUUUGCGAUGUCACCACCAAAGAUGACACGCUCUACGUGGCCACGUGUAAUCCAGUUUCCCUAUACUCAAUGAAGGAGCAGGGGGACACAAUCCACUGCAUUGAGCUUUAUGAUGUCUUUCCCCGGACCAUCAGUGGGGUCUGGCAGCCCUUUGUCACCGUCGCUCCCCUUGGAAAUCCACUGGAUGGACAGGUCGUACUGCAUGAAGAACAGAGUAACACGGUGCUUCAUUUGGAUAUGGUAACGGGUGCUGUGCGGAGGCUCAUCUUGUCUCAGGACAAUGAUCAACCGUCUGCCAAAAUCUCCCACUGGUGGAGCAGCAAGGAAGAGCAGGGAGGACAUAAAAUGUGUCGGGACUUUGCCCAUAAAAACUGGCUCCUGUUCUACAAAGAGAACGGCAACCAGGUGGAGGUGCUGGAUGUGCUGGAGGGACGGGUGCACUCCAUCUCCCUCCCCAUCAACCUGAAGUCUGUCUUCCUAGUGGCAGAGGACCGCUGGUUACUGCUGGAGAGUGAAACCAACAAGAAGUUCCUGCUGACCAAACCCAUGCAUAUGACAGCUGAAGACUCUGGUGUGUGUCAGCUCCAUAGCAUCAGUGAUGACCCAGUCAGCUCAGGCCAUGGAACCAGCCCAGCUGAGGUUUCCGUACCACAGAUGCUGUCAAGUGACCAGCUGCCCAAUGAAAAUCUCAGUGCUGCUCUGGACCAGAAGAUUGUUUCACCUAAUCGCAUUCUGGCUGACACCGGUUCCUUUGCACAGCUCAUUGUUGGCUUCCCAGACUUAAUGUCACCUAAUGAAGUAUACAGCUUUAAGAGGCCUGCUGACCUGUCCACGAUGAAGAGUGGGGAAAGUGGAGCUCACAUGUUUCUCAGAGGUGGGCUUAGGACCAGCACGCCAAAACAGCAUAAUUGUGUCAGUCUGCUGUCAGCCAAUCAGGUCGUCCGAGCCCUUCCACCCAAUAAGGUGCCCCUGAAGGACGUCUACCCUAAAGAUGUCACACCGCCACUGACAGCGGCAUACCUGGAGGUGACUGAUCUGAACUCAAAAAAAGUCAAAUAUAUCCCUGUUCCAAGGUCCAUGUCUGUGUCGCCUUACACCAACUGGUUGGCUAAAGUGUCUGAGACUGAUGUGCUGAUAGCAGGUCUGAGCUCUGGAGGAGUCGUUACAGUGGACAUGGGUGGAUACAUCCGGCUCUGGGAGACAGGACUGGACACCCUGCAACGAUCGCUCAUGGAAUGGAGGAAUAUGAUUGGGUCAGAGGAUGGCAGACCUUUACAGAUUACCAUUCAGAGGGACAGCGGUAUGGAUGUCACAGCCCCAAAACAUGGCAAAGUUGACCCAGUCAAUGCUCCUCAUGUUGGGGGAAACCAGUGGGCAGGAGGCACAGGUGGCAGAGACACAGCAGGGCUCGGUGGGAAAGGAGGACCCUAUCGCCUAGAUGCCGGACACAAAGUUUACCAGGUGUCCCAGGCUGAGAAGGAUGCAGUUCCAGAGGAGGUCCGCAGAGCUGCUCGUGAAAUGGCCGAGAAAGCUUUCAAAGAAAGGCUGAAGGAGAUCGAUAUGAGCGAAUAUGAUGGUGAAACCUAUGAGCGCUUCUCCAACGCUGUCAAGAGACAAGUUCAGUCCCUGCGCAUCAUCCUCGACAGUUUACAGGCAAAAGGAAAGGAGCGGCAGUGGCUGAAGAACCAGGCUCUGGGAGAACUGGAUGAUGCAAAGAUCAUCGACGGACUGACUGGAGAGAAGGCCAUAUAUAAACGCAGAGGAGAGCUGGAUCCAGAGCUGGGCAGUCCUCAGCAGAAGCCCAAGCGUUUACGGGUCCUAGCUGACGUGUCGGGCAGCAUGUACCGCUUCAACGGCGUGGAUGGCAGACUGGAGCGCUCCAUGGAGGCGGUGUGCAUGGUCAUGGAGGCUCUGGAGAACUACGAGCACAAGUUCAAGUAUGACAUAGUGGGCCACUCAGGUGACGGAUUCGACAUCGAGCUGGUCAGAGCUGACAAAGUUCCCAAGAAUAACAAACAGAGACUCAAAGUUCUGAGGAACAUGCAUGCUCACUCUCAGUUCUGCAUGAGCGGCGACUAUACUCUGGAAGGAACCGAAGCCAGCAUUAAAGAGCUGGCCCGAGAAGAGGCAGAUGAGCACUUUGUGGUGGUUCUGAGUGACGCCAACCUGGAGCGCUACGGUAUCCGACCGGAGCGAUUCGCCCGCGUUCUGACCUCCGACCCACAGGUCAACGCUUUUGCCAUCUUCAUCGGUUCCCUAGGUGAUCAGGCAGAAAGACUCCAGAAGACCCUUCCAGCGGGGAGAUCCUUCGUUGCCAUGGACACAAAGCAGAUCCCACAAAUACUGCAGCAGAUCUUCACAUCCACAAUGCUGUCCAAUGCAUGAGUCCGGCUCGAACAUGGUCAUUUACUCACUCACACACACACACACACACACACACACACACACACACACACACACUCAAAGCCUCAAAUGUAGUUGGGUUGUUUUUGAAACACAAUCUGGGUAUCAGAUCGUGUUGUUUUAUUAAAUCUGAUAAAAUACUGAUAAGGAGGAAGUCAGUUAUUAUUUUCAGAGGCCUUCAGUUUGUUUGUAAAAUCUGGAUUUGUGUGUUGCGUGAGUCAAAAUAAUCUUUUGCUGCUUUGUAGAGCCCCUUGGGUAAAAGGUACUGUACAAUGUAAUGUGGACAAACCCUGUGAUCUUGUACAUUAUGAUUGUGUUCCACUGUGAAAUGACACACACUAUAAAGAAACGACAGUAGCAUUACAACAGCCCCGGAGCCUGUCUCAGACCCCAUGUUGGGAUCAAACACACACUGCGACCUGUUGUUUUGGAUUGUGUUCUGAACCAACGUGUGUGUUUGUCCGCUCUUUGGUUUGUGACUUAUGGGGGGGGGGGGGGGUGAACUUGGAGCAGCCUCACUUAUUUGGACUCCUUCCUCAUUUAUCGUCCGUCAUGCAGAAAAACACACAGACAUGCAGGAAGGGUGACACUGCCGCGACACCUGCCCGACACUUGGAUGUGUGGAGCUGCGGUAACUCGGCUCCUCUGGAAUGCCGGGGCUCUGACCAGGGAAUUUCCCACCUGACUGCACACGCUCUUUAAAGUCCGCCUCUGUUGCGCAACCCCCCCGCUGUCGUUGUGUGCGUGUGACCGAAUGUGUUCUCCUACAGCAUCUAUGUCAACACGCACACCCCUUUCCUUCCUGACUGGGGGGACCUUGUGACGCCGUGCGUUGGUUUCAGUCCUGAGAUCGCCUUUCAUUGGCAGACCUCCCACCCUCCUUUUACAAACACACAAACACCUCUGCCACCACAAGGCACAUUUGUAGAAAAAUCUGGAGUCAAUAUGUUAAUGUUUGCUACUACAUCAGAUAGAUGCAUCUCUGCCUGUAUUAAGUGCUGUCAGAUUAAUUCUCCAUUCGUGCCAGUUUUCAGUCAUGUGCAUUCAUCAGUUUGCCCGUGGUUGAUCAUACAUUUAUGCCUCACUGUGCUUUAACCAUACGAUCAAUACGAUUUGGCAAAACUCCACUGGUCCCAAUUGAUCCUCUCAGUUCGAGUGAUGUCCCUGUUAUCACUAACCUACUUUAAUUUGCUGAUGGGGUGAAAAAAGCACAACUGUCUCCCCAUAAAAGUGACUUCAUUGUAGACUAAAUUCUAUGUAGACAUGAUCAAACAUCACUGUAUAUUCAUAUAGUCAUAUACUGUCUUAUGUGCAGGAGUUUGUGUUUAUUUUAUCACUUUUAAUUGUAUAUUGUAAUUAAUUUAUGUUAAAUAUGUUGUAAAAGUAAAUGUAUGAUAUUGUAAUAUUGUAAUAAAUCACCUUACAGUAACAUU